CGCAGCCGACGAGAAACGGAGGGAUAACGACGACGACUCAGUCCAACCUCACCCGACCCGACCCGACCCGACCCCUUCCUGUCAAUUCCCAUCCCCACCGAAAUUACCACCACCACCAGCAGCAGCAGCAGCAGCAGCAGUCGCCGACCCUAGGCUUUGGUUUCCCCAUGGACCUGCCCCCCGGUGCCGCCCGCCGCACCACCUACUCCCUCCUCUCUCAGUUCCCCGAAGACGCCCCCGGCCCCGCCAACGUCCUGCAGCGCCAGUCCAGCGGCAGCAGCAGCUACGGCGCCGGCAGCUCCAUCUCCGCCUCCAGCGACUACCCUUUCCACCUCCAACCCCCCGUAGCCGGAUCGGCCACGACCACGGCCGCCGCGGCUGCCUCAGGGGGAUCGCCAUGCAAGACCUGGGCGCAGCAGGCCGAGGAGACCUACCAGCUGCAGCUCGCGCUCGCUCUCCGCCUCUGCGCCGACGCCGCGUGCGCCGCGGACCCGGGAUUCCUCGACCCCGGCGAUUCGGGGAGCGGGAGGGGGAGCGGAAACGGGAGGGCCUUCCCGCUCGCGCAGCCCGCGCCUUCCGCAGAGUCCCUGUCGCAUCGCUUCUGGGUAAAUGGCUCGUUAUCAUACAACAGCACAAUACCAGAUGGAUUUUACUUGAUUCAUGGGAUGGACCCCUUUGUGUGGUCACUAUGCACUGACGUACAUGACGAGAACCGCAUACCUUCCAUGGAAUCACUAAAGUCUGUCCGCCCCGAUGAUUCUUCCAUUCAAGCGAUUCUCAUCGAUAGAAGAACUGAUUUUGAACUAGGUAUGCUGGAGAGCUAUGCUUCCAGCCUUUUGUCCAGUUUUGCUGAUGCCAAGGAUGUGGUAAAGCAACUAGCCAAACUCAUAUCUUCAAGAACGGGGGGUACAACUUCCGAUGAAGAAAACUUGCUUCCACAAUGGAAAGAGUGCUGCGAGGCUAUCAAGUCAAGUACAGGAUCUGUUGUGCUUCAUCUGGGAAAGCUACCUAUUGGUCUCUGCAAGCACCGCUCUUUGCUAUUUAAAAUGUUAGCAGAUAAAGUCAAUGUCCGAUGUAGAGUUGUCAAGGGUUGUAAAUAUUGUAAAUCUGAUGAUGCCUCCUCCUGUCUUGUUCGCUUUGGGCUUGAAAGGGAAUACCUGGUCGAUUUAAUUGGGGAUCCAGGCCAACUUACUGAUCCUGAUUCCUUUGUCAAUGGUCCCUACUCACUAUCUGUGUCCUCACCUCUCCACCCUCCCAAAUUUAGGUCACUGGAGAUCACUUCAAAUUUCAGCUCGGUAGCAAAGCAGUACUUCUCAGAUUGCCAUUCACUGAAUCUCUUGUUCAGUGAUUCUUCCACAGGUGCUGCUAAUAGUGCAGCAGUUGCUCUGGACCAACCUUAUUCUAAGAAACAUGUUGCUGGCGACGAUAUUAUAAACAGAUGGGUGCCAGGAAAAGGGCAAGCAGCAAUGAAGCCAGCCAUUAUUGUGCCAGAAGAUCCUCGGAAGGUUUUGCCACUUAUUACUUCCUCCAAUUUGAAGCUUGAUAAAAAGCAACAAUUGGCGUUAAUUGAGGGGACUAAGCAGUUGCAGGAUACAGUCAGUGGUCUGUCACUUGCUGCAGAUGACCUGAUCAUUCCAUGGAACGAGCUGGUUUUAAAGGAGAAGAUUGGAGCAGGCUCCUUUGGAACAGUUCAUCGUGCUGAUUGGCAUGGAUCGGAUGUUGCAGUCAAGAUACUUAUGGAGCAGGAUUUUCAUCCAGAACGCUUCAGGGAAUUUAUGAGAGAGGUUGCAAUCAUGAAAAGCCUGAGACAUCCAAAUAUUGUUCUAUUCAUGGGUGCUGUUACUGAACCACCAAACCUAUCAAUAGUUACAGAAUACUUGUCAAGGGGUAGCUUGUAUAAACUUUUGCAUAGGAGUGGUGCGAAGGAAGUUCUAGAUGAGAGACGCCGAUUAAACAUGGCAUUUGACGUGGCCAAAGGAAUGAACUAUCUGCACAGACGCAACCCACCUAUUGUUCAUCGUGAUCUGAAGUCUCCAAAUCUUCUAGUUGACAAGAAGUAUACUGUGAAAGUCUGUGACUUUGGCCUUUCGAGACUAAAAGCUAACACCUUCCUGUCUUCCAAGUCUUUGGCUGGAACUCCUGAAUGGAUGGCACCUGAAGUGCUUCGAGAUGAGCUAUCCAAUGAGAAGUCUGAUGUCUACAGUUACGGUGUAAUCCUAUGGGAACUAAUGACACUGCAACAACCGUGGUGUAACCUGAAUCCUGCUCAGGUGGUUGCUGCUGUAGGUUUUAAAGGAAGAAGGCUUGAAAUCCCGAAAGAUCUAAAUCCUCUAGUUGCUGCAUUAAUUGAAUCUUGCUGGGCAAACGAGCCAUGGCGAAGACCCUCAUUUGCAAAUAUCAUGGUAACUUUGAGGCCGUUAAUUAAGGUUCCGGUGCCACAGUUGAUUCGUUCAGAUUCGUAGCUUGUUUUAUACAGUUACAGGAAGAUGUAUUUAACUGAAUUGUCCUGAUAAGGUCAACAUGAAGGAGUGUUUUGGUAUGGACUUGCUAUAAUUGAUCGAGAAUAUUACCUCAUUCCUAGAAUAUGGAUUUCUUCAUUUACACUUUCAAGCUAAGAGUACCUGGCAACUUCUUUCCAUGGCUUAAGGUAUGCUGCCAUUUUCAGAGAGUUCUGUCUGUCCCCAACUUUUUCAAGAAUUCAUGGAUUGUUGGAUGUGAGCUUUACUUUGAUAUUCGCAAGAAGGGUUGUGAGCUCAGUUAAAUUCGAAAUCAAACACAAUCUAUGAUGGAUAGAAGGUAAAGGACUGUUGAUACCAAACACAGACUAUGUAGCUGUACUGUCGAUUGUCUCCGUCUUGAUGUGCUCAAUAUUCAUAUGUUUUUUCACAAUCUGUAGUGUAUCAAAGGUAAAGGAAUGAGUUGAUACAAAUUGAGGUUAGAAAAGCUUUAGACGGCUUGUACAUGUAUAAUUAUCAAGUUGAUGGAUUCUGCUCUUUUGUGCAAAUACGAGAUUUGAUUAGUCCAGGCUGAUAGCUGUUGCUACUGGUAUUUGUGAUAAUGAAAGUUCCUUCAACUUCUCAUUUUGCAUUUAAA
Molecule: messenger RNA, 3093 nt
Organism: Phragmites australis (common reed)
Lineage: Eukaryota; Viridiplantae; Streptophyta; Magnoliopsida; Poales; Poaceae
Product: serine/threonine-protein kinase CTR1
Exons: 16
Coding region: 168-2462 (764 amino acids)
Biological process (GO): protein phosphorylation
Molecular function (GO): ATP binding; protein kinase activity
Source: RefSeq, a predicted model, not a curated record